This is a messenger RNA of Puntigrus tetrazona (Sumatra barb), 1038 nucleotides long. Its product is annotated as vesicle-associated membrane protein-associated protein B-like. The record is from RefSeq and is a predicted model, not a curated record. The transcript is spliced from 7 exons. Gene Ontology annotation, biological process: endoplasmic reticulum membrane organization. Bases 1 to 828 code for a protein of 275 amino acids. Gene Ontology annotation, cellular component: endoplasmic reticulum membrane; plasma membrane. Gene Ontology annotation, molecular function: FFAT motif binding. NCBI's taxonomy places the organism in Eukaryota, Metazoa, Chordata, Actinopteri, Cypriniformes, Cyprinidae.
AUGUCUCUUUUUGUACGAAAUGCCGAGACUGUUCGAAUCCGUUCUUCUCUGCCUUUGUUUGAAGUGCUGGCAUCUCCGUCGUUGUCUUCCGUGGCCGUCUGGGAUUGUUACGGGAUCACACGACCCCCGGCUUGCCUUCUCCUCUUCUUCUCAGGGCCUUUCACAGACGUCGUCACCGCUAACCUGAAGCUAAAGAAUCCUUCAGAUAGAAAAGUAUGCUUCAAAGUGAAGACCACAGCGCCGCGCAGGUACUGCGUACGGCCGAACAGCGGCAUCAUCGACCCCGGGGCCACGCUCAUCAUCUCAGUGAUGCUGCAACCAUUCGAUUAUGAUCCGAAUGAGAAGAGCAAACACAAGUUUAUGGUACAGUCUCUGCUGGCUCCGCCUGACAUGACCGACACUGAGGGAGUGUGGAAGGACGCCAAGCCAGAGGAUCUGAUGGACUCCAAGCUGAGAUGUGUCUUUGAGAUGCCCGCUGAAAAUGAGAAAACGCAUGAAAUGGAAAGCAAUAAGAUAUCCUCCAGUCUCUCAAAGUCGGAAUCAUCCACAUUGUCUAUGAAGUCCAUGGUCUCCAGUCUGGAUGAUGGAGAGGUGAAGAAGAUCAUGGAGGAAUGUAAAAGACUGCAGACGGAGGUGCAACGGCUACGAGAGGAGAACAAACAGAUCAGGGAAGAUGAUGGUCUGCGGAUGAGGAAGAGCACAGUAAUGUCCGCUCCGCACUCAUCUCCAGCGGUGAGAGUGAAGGAGGAAGGGCUGAGCACCAGGGUGAUCGCUCUAAUUGUGCUGUUUUUUGUCGUGGGUGUCAUCGUAGGCAAGUUGGCCUUGUAAAAUCCAAGAAGGGAGCGCUACAAGCAUGCGUUGCGGAUGAAACAAAAACAAAACAGACAAGUAACCAAUGCAGAAUUCGUUUAAUCCGAAUGCCAUAUCAUUUGGGUAGUUUUGGAUUAGCGAGGUGUGUAAAUUUAAUAAAGAGAUCAAGGAAUUUCAUCAUGUUAUGUGCAAAGAAAAAAAAUCCAAAAAAAAAAAAAAAANCAAAAU